Durusdinium trenchii is the source of this 1886-nucleotide messenger RNA. NCBI's taxonomy places the organism in Eukaryota, Dinophyceae, Suessiales, Symbiodiniaceae. The record is from the annotation of a GenBank genome assembly.
UCGAGAAAGGGAAGCGCUGGCUUUCGUUUUGCAGCUUCUCAGGUUGUUGAUUGGAAGUUUGGUGUGGUUGUAGGACGAUUAGGAGCUGUGGAGUAGACAGCCAUGAAGCUUUCUUUCCGUACCAUGGAUGGGACAUUGCUGGAUGCCAACUUUGAAGCAUCCGACUUUGUCUAUGAUGUCGCGCACCAGCUGGCGACUCAGAAAUCCCAGCAGGUCUCGGUCCGUCUUACGAGUCAAGGAACACUGCUACCACCGGGAUGUCGUUUGGAGGAGUGCGGCUUGAAGGAGGAGGACCUCAUUGAUGUGGUCUUCGUUGCAUGGAUGCCACCCGCCAAGGUGGCCAACAGUCUUCAUGAAGUGCUUCCCCGGCGCAUGCCCGAUGACUUGGAUGUCGGUGGCGUCACUGUGCUGGACGCCUCUGGGAUCUUUGUGAGAUCUGCAUCGCGACGAGAGGAGAUUGCGCAAGAGCUGACGUCCAAGAUGCGGCCUUCUUUGAUGGUGCUAGAUGUCAGGCAGUGUGCAUUCAGCCCUCUAAGCCUAUUAGCAAUCUUUCAGUGUUUGCCAGAGGCUUUGGAAGAGCUCUGGGCUAGUCGGAACCAUUUUGAUGCUGAAGUCCUGGGCUGUUUGAAGCAGAAAUCCUUGCGACUCAAAGUCCUUGAUAUCGGUUACAAUGAAUGCAAUGACUUGCGGCAGCUACCAGAGCUACUAACCGAGCAGAUGGAGCAGCUGAUUUUGGGUGAUCUUGAAAAGUUAAAAGCUCCAACUUUCGAGGCAGCUUUGGCCAAGUGUCCUCGGCUGAAGUCUUUAGAGAUCCAUUUCAACAACAGGUUAGGCAAAAGUUAUUUGGCCAUUGCCCAAUGUUCCGAGCUACGCAAGCUCCUUGCUCAAUACGUGCACUUCAGCGAGGAGGCUUUGCAGCAGAUCUUGGAAAGCUGCCAACAGCUGGAGCAUGUGGUGCUCAAAGGGAUCAACGAUCUCAGCACGGUGCAGCGGCUGAAGAAGCUCAAUCUAAAAGUGUUGCAAGCUAGCCUCACUCCGAACCAUCAGAUCUUAGCAGAGAUUUCUACCGUGCAGUCAGACACCUUGAUGAUCGGAAUUGACUUCCUUGAGGCUCUUGAGGAACACAAACUCGAGGAUUUGAGCUCCACUGUGGAGGCUUUGAAGAUGUCACCAGCCACUUGUAUCGCAUGGUCCGCUGAGGCUGUGAACAUUGCGGUCCUUCAAGCCAUUGGUCCUCGUCUUUGCGAGGUGUCUGGAGCGUGCAACAACACUUCUGACUCGGUCCUUUCUGAUUUAGCCCAGAUUCCCGCCAGCUGCGCAAACCUCAUCUCGCUAUCAGUGAAUUACUAUGAGCAGAUUGAUCCGAAGGACCUGGUGAAAGUUGCAGCUGCUUGUCCCAUGUUGAGAGACCUUCAUCUCAAUGCUGAUGAUUGCGAUUUUCAACGUGCUUUCAUCGAUGAGGGGGUUUUAGCUCUGGGUCAGCACUGUCACAUGCUGCAGCAUUUGGAUAUGUAUGAUCGGGUCAUGGCUGAUCUGGCGAUCACCCUGAUGAAGGCUUGCGAGGGCUGGCCUCUCUUGCGUUACUUGUGCCUGGCCAACUGCACUCGUGGCGACUGGGAGAGUGUCUCGAAAAUCCACGAGCUACCGGCGGUGCUGGCGGGCAACUGUGGAAAGCUGGAGACCGUGGUCAUUUAUGAUGACAAGAUGAAUCGCUUGUUUGACACGGAGUUUGAAUCCCGAUUUGCCUUGUAUGGCCCGAGCCUCUUGUGAUUCUGAAGCUCCCUGAAACGUGACCACUGGGCGGAUUGAACGUCCGGAUGAGACAGACAUGAGACGCGCAUUGCAAUUGCUUUGAAAGAGGACAAGACAGAUUUCUCUGAGUGUUC